Molecule: messenger RNA, 3814 nt
Organism: Prorocentrum cordatum
Lineage: Eukaryota; Dinophyceae; Prorocentrales; Prorocentraceae
Source: the annotation of a GenBank genome assembly
AUGUGGGUGCUGGUCGAGUCGACGACUGCUGGCGCGCGCGGGACCGCUGUGGCUCCGCCCGCCGGAUCGGUGCUGCGAGGGUCUGUCGGCCUCAUGCCGCUGGAGUACGCCGGGCGAGAGGCCGCGUCGGACGCUCGUCUGAUGGGGAUCCUGCCGAACCCUGCUGUUCCAGGCGGGAGGCUGCUGCGGCAGUGGCGCGACGGGGGCCCAGCGGUGGUGGCCCGCCAUUCGCUGGAGAUGAGCACUUCAAGGGCAUGCCUUGCGGACGCCAACGUGAUCUAUUUCCACUGCCACGUCCUGAUCAACAGCGUCAGGUCCGUUCAGAGGCGAACAGCUUCGCUUGCGCACGUUCUGUGGCCCGUCGUGGUCUUCGACGGGGAGCUCCGAGUUCUCAGCGACUACGCCGGCGAGAGUGCCACGGUCGCUCCGUUCAGCUUUGAUAACAUCAACAGCCUCUCGCUCCCGGACGAGGGUUUCACGCCGGUGGCGCUGGGCACGCUGGGAGGAGGAGCUGGCCGCAAGAUAGUUGAACGGCUUCAUGAUAUGAUGCUGUCCCAGUCCGAGGGUCGGGCUCGGAUUGAGUCCGACGGUCCUCGGAAGCUUUACAUUGACCCGGCGCUCAGGAACCCCAAGCUGUACAUCCAGCUGCUGCGGAUCCUCGAGCGCCGGAACCUCAUGGACUACUACGCUGACAAGGCGUGCAGCGUGGGUGUGUUCUUCGUUUAUAAGAAGUCGGGGAAGCUGCGGCUCAUCCUGGACGGCAGGCAUGCGUCCCUGCACUUCCGGGCCCCCGACAAGGUGGCCCUUGCGUCUGGCGCCAGCUUCGCUGGCCUUCACGUGGACAGCGGGAAGCCCAUCGCCGUGGCCGAGGUGGACCUGGCCGACGCCUUCUACACGAUGCUGCUGCCGCCGGGGUUCCGACGGUACUUUGCGCUGCCGAGCUGCCGCGCGGGCCUGCUGGGGCUUGACUGCACCUCGGACGGGCGCCCUCUCAGCGGGACGGACCUGGUCUACCCAUGCUUCCGGUGCCCGCCGAUGGGCUGCUCCUUCAGCCUCUGGAUCUGCCAGGCGAUGUUGGAGGCGACCGCGCUGCAGGUGCCCCAGCUGACCGUGGCCAACCGCUUCGUGGACAGGCGUCCUGUGCCGGGUGUCACCAGCGACGUGAUCCACACCGAGUACGUGGACAACGCGCUGAGCCUCUCGACCGACCCGUCGGUGGCGUCCGCGGCUGCCGCUGCUGUCGACUCUCGGCUCCGGGCGGCUGGCCUACCAACCCGCGGGGUUGAGUGCAGUUUCGGCUCUGCCGCGCUGGGCUGGCAGUUCGACGAGAAGUUCCCGAUCAUCGGACUGAACCCGGCGCUGCGGUGGAAGCUACGGCUGGCCUGCCUGGAGCUGUGCCGGAAGGGCUUUGCUUCGGGCAAGACGGUCUCGCGCGUGGUCUCACACUUUACAUCGAGGGCGCUGAUCCGGCGCGAGCUUCUGUCCUGUCUCAAUUCGCUGUACGCUUUUUCUGCCCAGUAUGGUGGCCGAACUGCUCGGCUCUGGCCUUCUUGCCUGCGCGAGCUCCGCUGGUGCGCCAGUCUGGUCGUGUUCUGCUUCCGAGACGCGGGUGCCGCGUUUGACAGCAGGCUCACGAUGGUCGACGCAUCGUGGUGGGGCGUGGGGGUCACUCAGAAAACAUCGUCGUCAGCUGUUGCGCUGGAGUUAUCACGGUACAACGAGAGGUGGAGAUUCAGCAAGACUCAGGAGGGUGGCGUCUCACAUCGGUCCCUCGCCCUAAAGGCUCAGAGCUCUGGAGACCCCUUCGUGCCCGAGUCGGUCGCAACCUUCGAGAAUCCAGGGGGCUUCCAGGAGGUGAUCACGGACUUGGAGGAGGAUGAGGAGUUCGUCGUGUCGGGCUCCGCGUUCGAGGUGGAGGAGGUGACCCAGGUGGAGAAUGAGGAGUUCCCGGAGAUCCCAGAGGGCGUCUGGGCGGAGGGGUGGUACCCGGUCGUGUCGCACAGAUGGUGUCGUUCGGAACCUCAAGUCGUUCUCGAAGGUCGCGGGAUGGUGGUGGCUGUUCGGCAUAUCCUUCGGCGUCUCUCGUCCUUCAACCGGUGCCAUCUGUGCUUGGGCGAUUGUUUGGGAACGAUCCUGGCUGCCACCAAGGGGCGGUCUUCGCGCCCAGAGAUGGGGCGCAUCUGCCGGCAGCUGGCGGCCCUUUCGCUGGCUAGCGGCACUGCCUUCUUUUGGCGCUGGGUGCCUUGCGAGCGGAACUCCGCGGACCGCGCCUCCAGGAACCUGCCGGGCGUGGGCUAUGCUUCGUCGACAGCAGAUACCUGCUGCCCCGGUGCCAGUGGUGCUAGCCACGGCGCCCGUUCCGACGUCGGGCGGCCUCCUGGCGCGAGGCAGCCUGCCUUCGGGCCCCCGCCUGGCCUCGAGCAAGAGGCGAGCUGGGACCCCAGCGGGGCGGACUACUUCCUCGGUAGCGGCUUCGACAUUGGGGCUGGCCCUGGCGGCGGAGCCGCUGGGGCGGACGGCCCGUGCGAAGCGUCGGCGGACCAGGCCGUGAACAACAGGACGACGCUGGACUACCAGGCCCGAUACCACCGUUUCCUGACCUGGGCCGAGGCUGCGAGGCUCCCAGUGUCCACCAUCCCAGAGCUGGAGGAGACGCUCCUGGAAUACUUCAACGAGCUGUACUUCGAGGGCCACGACUCGCCGGACGGGUCGAAGCUGGCGGCCGCCGUGACCCACUUCCGGCUGGACCUGCUGCCGAAGCUGAUCAACAUGCCGCGCGUGCAGCGGGCGCUGAAGGGCUGGAAGUCCAUGGCGCCCCCCCGGGCUCGCCUGCCCCUGCCCUGGCCGGUGGUGGCGUGGAUGGCGGACUGGAUGGUGACGAACGGGUUCGAGGCGGCGGCGACGGCAACCGUGCUGGCCUUCAUCCUCUACCUGCGCCCCUCCGAGCUGCUGUCCCUGCGCGUGAUCUCGGUCGUGCGGCCGGUGAAGAGCGGGCCCUGGCACCUGAGCAAGUACUCCAUCCUCCUGUUCCCGGCCGAGCUCGAGGCGAGGUCGAAGACAAAGGACUACGACAUCAGCCUGCUGCUGGACAACCCAGAGUUCGGCUGGAUGGAGCAGGUGCUGGACCGGCUGGUGCUGGGCCGACACCCAGAGCAGCCGCUGUUCGCGCUGGGCAUGAAGUCAUGGACCCGAGCGUUCAGCCUCGCGUCCGCCGCCCUGGACCUGGAGAUCCUGGGCCCUCGGCUGCGCCGCGACUAUUGGCAGCACCCUAUGCAGAACUUGAGCUCGUGGGCCCACACCGCCAAGUCGAAGGUGUACCUGGAGAUCUUCAGUGGCUCCGGGAACUGGUCGCGUGCCAUGCGACACGGCCAGGCCUCUCGGCUGGCCCCACGUGUCUUCGAGCUGGACAUGGAGCACGAGCCCGCCCUGGGCGACCUCUCCAGGCGCAGCGUGCAACGUGUUGUUCGGGGUUGGCUUCGUGGGCAGCUGCUCCAGGGUGUGUGGCUGGGUAUGCCCUGCAGUUCCUGGUCCAUGGCGCGGAAUAGGCCCAACGGCCCCCCGGCCCUGCGUGAUGGGAACCAUCUGCUGGGACUCCCUGGCCUCUCGUCAGGCGACUCGCUCAAGGUGAUGCUGGGGAACAGGCUCGCGUGCUUCUCCUUCAGCUUCUUUCUGGAGUGCGCCCUGCGUGGGGUCCCAGCGGCAAUCGAGAACCCGGCCACCUCGUGGGUGUGGCAGACCAAGUGGGCGGUACAUGCCGCCAAGCAGACCAACGUGAAGGCGCCGCGCAAAGCCCUCGAGGGCAAGGCGCCGUCGG